AUGGCCGCCGACGGCAAAGCAGCCGUCUCGCUGCAAGAGUUGCCAACCGAGCUUGUUGCCCCAAUCCUUAGGCGUGUUGCCGACAUUGCGACACUGGAUAGUCUCAUUCGAGCGUGGCCCGCUGCGUAUCGCGUGUUCGAGUCCAGCGCUGCCGAUAUCACCGAAGCCGUCUUGUCUUCUGGCUACGUAUGCGGGCAUAUCAGAGUCAUUUUCCGCAUCAUUGCCUUGCUACGGUCUGGAACCCUCCCAAUCUCCAACAUGGCCGAUUUUCGACGACGGGUUAUUGUCGAUGCUAUGAGAUACGCAUCUCGCGUGCGCAGCUCGCCCAGCGGAUUCGCCCCGGCCUUGUUAGCCAUGGAGACGCCACCGGCAGUAAUACGCAGUCUGUUGGCGACAUAUCGGCAGAUCAUGCUGGCUUCGCUUGGCUGUCUCACCUACUAUCUUGACCGUUUCAAAACUCUCAAGCCAGAGCAUCCCAUUGACAGGACGAUCAAAAAUCCUGCGUGGAGCGAGCACGUCCCGGCUUGGCAAUCGAGGCCGCAAGGAAGGAAAUUUAACGUCCGGGACGUCGGUCCCCCGUCUUGGACCGAGGAGCAGCGCGUCAACCGGGCUUUCUGGCGUCUGCAGCUUCUCUACGAUCUCAAAAGAGCCGCAUCAAGAGGUUUAUUAGACUGGCUAGACGAUAGCAAGGCUGAACUUUGCGACAUUGUUGCAGUUAGUCGUCCAAUCAAAGAGUCUGCGCAUUUAUGGCGUCGGAACCGCCGCUACGUACACCAAACCUGGGCUGGCUGUUCAGACUUUUACCAUGCCUGGGUGCAUAAUGUUCCAUAUGCGCCAAAUAAUCCGUGCCCCCCCGAGUACGAAGAGCUGAUAUCCGUCGUUGAUUAUGUUGGAACCGUUCAUGGCCAGGAAGCUUCUGAACGGUUGGUUAAAGGCCAAGUAUGCCUAGCAGAGUUACAAGGACCUGUAGAAAUACAUCGAGAAUGGCCGCUAGCAAAGCCUGGCGUAAAGGACUGGAAAACACUCCUUGGCGCAUCCGUGGGCGCCAAACGCUAUUAUUACGGGCAGCAAGGCAAGUCAAUACUGGACAUGGUUGCCUUUGACGCUUUGGGGCGCUAUGGGUUUGCGUUUUGGUCGUGGGAGCGCAUGUUUGCGUAUGGUCUUGCCGCAAGGAGCGAGUCUGAAUAUGAAGACUACCGGGUCACUUAUGCUUGGGAAAGCAUCCUCAGUUCUGAGCAAGUUACGAGGGCGGAAUGGGAAAUAGUGAACAUGAUAUAG
Molecule: messenger RNA, 1278 nt
Organism: Trichoderma atroviride IMI 206040
Lineage: Eukaryota; Fungi; Ascomycota; Sordariomycetes; Hypocreales; Hypocreaceae
Source: RefSeq, a predicted model, not a curated record